AAAUAUUCAUAUUGACCUUUUGAUUUGGUGGAGGAAAUGAUGGACCACUACCUUCAAUUUAAUUCUAAAUUCAUUAUCACAAUUUAAAUUUUGGGACAACCUUUCUUUCUAUCAUCUCAUAUUUGUACAUGGACUCUCUCUUCAAUCCACCAUAACUUCUAACCUUCCCCCCACUGCAAUAUCAAACUCAUUUCACUUCUUGUCCAAUCUAGUCUCAGCCUACCUAAUUUAGAGCACUCACAAUCUCUUUUUAUUUUUUUCAUUUUUAAGUUUGGAAUUGGUUGAAAUGUUGCUGCUGGAAUCUUCUCUACAUCCGGCAAAGAUGGCCAUGUCUAAUAUUCUUGGUAUGUUUUUAUUCAUGGAAAUGUUAGCGAGUGGUUUUAGAUUUGGAGUAGAUGGGCUGAGCAUGGACUAUUACUUCAUGAGUUGCCCAUUUGCGGAGCAAAUUGUGAAGAACACAGUUACACGUGCUUUGCAAGCUGAUCCUACCCUAGCAGCUGGCCUUGUUAGAAUGCAUUUCCACGACUGCUUCAUAGAAGGAUGCGAUGGGUCUAUCCUUAUUGAUUCAACGAAGGAUAACACAGCAGAGAAGGAUUCCCCUGCAAAUCUGAGCUUGCGAGGCUAUGAAGUAAUUGAUGAUGCAAAGGAGGAACUUGAAAAUCAAUGCCCAGGCAUAGUUUCAUGUGCUGAUAUCCUUGCAAUGGCUGCUAGAGAUGCAGUUUUCUGGACAGGGGGUCCAGUAUAUGACAUACCAAAAGGAAGAAAAGAUGGAAGGAGGUCUAAAAUAGAAGAUACAAUCAACUUGCCAUUUCCCACCUUCAAUGCCUCCGAGCUCAUUAGGCAGUUUGGGCAGCACGGUUUCAGUGCCCAAGAAAUGGUUGCUUUGUCUGGAGCACAUACUCUAGGGGUGGCAAGGUGCGCAUCCUUCAAAAAUAGACUGAACGGUGGUGAUCCUAGUGUGGAUUCAGAGUUCGCAAAGACAAUGUCAAAAACAUGCAGCGGUGGAGACAACGCAGAGCAACCCUUUGACCCCACCAGAAACACAUUCGAUAAUUUUUAUUAUAACGCGCUCCAAAGGAAAUCUGGACUUCUUUUCUCAGACCAAACCCUGUUCACUAGUCCCAGGACUAGAGCUAUUGUGAACGGCUAUGCAUUUAAUCAAGCCAUGUUCUUCUUUGAUUUCCAGCAGGCAAUGCUCAAAAUGAGCAUGCUUGAUGUUAAGGAAGGAUCCAAAGGAGAAGUUCGAGAAAGUUGCCGCAAAAUUAACUGAAAAAUUUUACAAUAUGUGCAAUGACUAAAACUUCUUGUAUCCCACCGUUUAAUCUGUUGAUUAUUGUAUCAUUGGAUGCAUAUAUAUAUAUAUAAAUGUAUUAUUUGUUUUAUAUAUAUA
Hevea brasiliensis (rubber tree) is the source of this 1390-nucleotide messenger RNA. RefSeq names its product peroxidase 47-like. The transcript has 4 exons. Gene Ontology annotation, molecular function: peroxidase activity; heme binding. NCBI's taxonomy places the organism in Eukaryota, Viridiplantae, Streptophyta, Magnoliopsida, Malpighiales, Euphorbiaceae. The coding region runs from base 287 to 1270 and encodes 327 amino acids. The record is from RefSeq and is a predicted model, not a curated record. Gene Ontology annotation, biological process: hydrogen peroxide catabolic process; response to oxidative stress.